AUGAGCUUAAUUGCCUCCCUCCGCUCUUCCACUGAGUGGAACUCAUUUGGGCGCCUCCGUGUUGCGCGGGCGACCGGCGGGCGGCCGGCGGUCGGGCGGCGCUGGGCGGCGCUGGGCGGCGAGAGGGACACCCCCGAGGCGGCUAUGGACGACCCCGAGCGCAUCGCGCGCGACAAGGCUGCCUGCGACGACGCGAACAACAGGACGGCCCCGCCAUCCGGCGUUUACUGUGAGGGCACAUUCGACUCGUGGCUGUGCUGGCCACACACUCCCGUCAACACCACCACCUACGCGCAAUGCCCAGACUUCGUACCUGGCUUUAGCCCUGAACUAUUUGCUCAUAAAGAAUGCACCGUUAAUGGGACCUGGUGGGAACAUCCUCUUUCUGGCAAGCCAUGGUCGAACUAUACCACAUGCGUAAAACCUGAAGAUGAUGUCAGCGACAUCAUUGUGGUAUACGAGGCUGGGUACAGCGUGUCACUGGUGGCUUUGCUUCUGUCACUAGGAAUCCUUUCUUAUUUUAAGAGCUUACGAUGUGCGCGCAUCACUGUUCACAUGAACCUGUUCGCCUCAUUCGCCCUAAAUAAUGCUCUGUGGCUCGCGUGGUACGGCCUGGUGGUCCGCUCGCCGGACACUUUGAAGGAGUCACCAGUGUGGUGUCAGAUGCUGAACGCAACUCUACAGUACGCUCUGCUGACGAACUACACGUGGAUGCUGUGCGAGGGCCUGUACCUGCACACGGUGCUCGUGAGCGCGUUCGUGUCGGAGCGGCGGCUGGUGCGCGCGCUGCUGGCGGCGGGCUGGCUGCUGCCCGUGCCCUCAGCCGUAGUCAACGCGGCGCGGCGUGGAGUGAACCACGAGCCCCUAUGCUGGGCCGACGAGGGCGCUCCGCGGCCCGAGCUCGCCAUCCUCGUCUGCAUCGCCGUACUCCUCAAUCUCGUCUUCUUGUGCAACAUAGUUCGAGUUCUCUGCACCAAAUUAAGAGCAGGUGGUGGCGCAGGCGUCGCGAGACCCUCAGCUACAGUACUGCAUGCUCUUAGAGCGACGUGUCUGCUUGCGCCCCUCCUGGGCCUACAAUACUUGCUGACGCCGUUUCGUCCGCCGAGAACUGCGAGUUGGUGGCUAUUUUACGAAUACGUAUCUUCACUUACGACGUCGUUACAAGGACUAUGUGUUGCGAUACUUUACUGUUUCUGUAAUGGCGAAGUUCUAGCACAACUCAGGCGUCGAUGGAGAGUGCUAACAUUUCGUCCACGAGCGAAUUCUACUACAAACACUACAGUAUCGUUUGUGCGAUCGGGAGCGCCAGGCGCGGGCGAAGAGAAAGUU
Molecule: messenger RNA, 1329 nt
Organism: Brenthis ino (lesser marbled fritillary)
Lineage: Eukaryota; Metazoa; Arthropoda; Insecta; Lepidoptera; Nymphalidae
Source: the annotation of a GenBank genome assembly